AACCACGACCGACGCGGUUCGUAAUAAUUCCUCCGAAUCCGCGCACCAUUCACCACUCACCUCUCUCACUCUCGAUCGGCGAGCUCGGAGGUGAACGAUAAUGGCGGGGGCCCUAAACCCUAGCCUGUUGAAGGCGAUACUCGUGGUGAUGGGGCUAGGGUUAGCGGCGUACAUCGUCGGGCCCCCUCUCUAUUGGCACCUCGUCGAAGCCCUCGGCGGCUCCUCCUCGUGCCCCCCCUGCUCCUGCGAUUGCUCCUCCCAACCCCUCCUCUCCCUCCCCGAAGAGUUGAGCAACGUCUCGAUCACAGAUUGUGCGAAACGCGACCCGGAGGUUAGCGAAGAAAUGGACAAGAAUUUCACAGACCUCCUCACAGAAGAAUUGAAGUUGAGAGAAGAGGAGGCGACGGAAGCAGAGCAGCGUGCUGACGUGACAUUACUCGAGGCGAAGAAGUUGGCAUCACAGUAUCAAAAGGAAGCCGACAAGUGCAGCUCAGGAAUGGACACCUGCGAGGAGGCACGAGAGAGGGCCGAGGCCACAUUGCUCGAACAGAAGAAGCUCACCGCAUUGUGGGAAUUAAGGGCUCGACAAAAAGGGUGGAAACCGGGGAAUGUAAAGUCUCAAUGAAUAAGGUUGAGAGUUCUCGCUUCUCGAAGAGGGCGAAAUGGAGAAAUCAGUUUCACCUAAAUAGAGUUUUCUCGCUUGCCACGGUAGUUUGUCGACCUACAAUACGGUGAUCAUGUUAAGAGGAUAGUUAUCCAAGAAGUAAUGAAGCAAUUUCCUUUUUAUCCUCUUAAAUUUCGCAUUUAGAAGUGUACCAUUUUUGGAAAGUAAGUUGGAACCAAGUUACUUGUUCAUAGAUGCAUUAUGUGACGCAACAGGUUGAUGAAGAACCGCAGUUGAAUCGAUUGUUGCUUCUUUUCUUU
Molecule: messenger RNA, 924 nt
Organism: Ananas comosus (pineapple)
Lineage: Eukaryota; Viridiplantae; Streptophyta; Magnoliopsida; Poales; Bromeliaceae
Exons: 3
Coding region: 101-625 (174 amino acids)
Source: RefSeq, a predicted model, not a curated record